AUGACCGUUAGAGAGAGAGAAGAGAGAGGCAAUUCAUCGAACACCAAAGUUGCAGAAAACAAGAAGCAAAAUGUAGAAGAAGAAGAAGAAGACAUCAACCUUCAAAUCGGUGCAUCCAACUCUCAAAACCAGAUCAAGAAAGUUCGGAUUACCGAAGAAUCGAAGGAUGGCGAAGAAUCGGAGAGAUCAAGCAAACGAUCACGAAUCAAAGAAUCAGAAGAAGCAGAAUCAACGAUAAAUGAGGAAGAGGAAGAAUCUGAUUCAUCUGAAGUUGGAAAGGAUCCUCUGUUGGCAACAGAGGAAAUCGUAAUGGAAUACCAUGAUUUCAUUGACUACAUAUAUCAUCAAAUUUUGAAAGAAGAUGAACAGAAAUGGAGUGAGAUUGUUGAGAGAGGAAAACUCCUGGUAAAGACUGUGAAUCGAAGCCUGAGAACAGUGAAAUUAGAAAUGGAAUGUAUUGAAGCAGUAGAAGAUUUUGAGAAGCAAUAUCUUUUCAGAAAAACACAUAUUCCUCAAAUAUUAUCUCUGCUUCGACACAUAAAUUCACGUAUAGAAUCUUCCACUAAUUUCAGGCUUGUUUCAAACAUCAAGAACAGGAGAAAAGUUUUGCCGAUGUGUUUAAGGGAGCUUGAGACCUCCAAACAAGAACUGAGUGAAAUGAUUGAUGUAAUUCAAGUACUGAAGGAACUGGAUUUAAAAUCAGAAGAUGAUGAUGAUGAUGCUGAUGAUGAUGAUGAAGAAGAAACAGAGUAA
This is a messenger RNA of Benincasa hispida (wax gourd), 753 nucleotides long. The record is from RefSeq and is a predicted model, not a curated record. NCBI's taxonomy places the organism in Eukaryota, Viridiplantae, Streptophyta, Magnoliopsida, Cucurbitales, Cucurbitaceae.